This is a messenger RNA of Volvox carteri f. nagariensis, 474 nucleotides long. RefSeq lists its product as uncharacterized. The record is from RefSeq and is a predicted model, not a curated record. Lineage: Eukaryota; Viridiplantae; Chlorophyta; Chlorophyceae; Chlamydomonadales; Volvocaceae. Bases 1 to 474 code for a protein of 157 amino acids. The transcript is spliced from 6 exons.
AUGGAUUUCAGCACAAACAAUCAACCCUGCCCGCUCCCCCACGCCUGUUGUGAGCAAGCAAUGGAGAAUCAGGCAGCAUGGCCUGCCAUGGCCACCUGCCAGCUUCCCACCUGCUCCCGCCUGGGUGUGGCAUUCAUGGAGAUCUUGGGGACAGGCAUGAUGCCUGCCACACGGCCCAGACAGUACAUGGCCAAGGAGCAUCAGCAGAACACCAGACCCUGCAGCCUAAUGGGCAGCCUGGGCUUGCACCCUUCCCAACACGGGCGAAACCAGUGUAGACUAGCAGGUCCCUCACUGUGCCUGGACUAUCUAGGCAUGGGUGCUGCCUGGCAUGGCGGCAGCCUGGACAACCCCAGCCAAGUGUUGAGGCCCAUGACGAGCCACUGUUCACCUGGCAUCGAGCUGGCAAAUCCCAGGAUCCUCAUCAAGGCGGGCACCUGGACCAUCAAACAUGCUUGGGAACGUUUCCAGUAG